Molecule: messenger RNA, 1422 nt
Organism: Spodoptera littoralis (African cotton leafworm)
Lineage: Eukaryota; Metazoa; Arthropoda; Insecta; Lepidoptera; Noctuidae
Source: the annotation of a GenBank genome assembly
AUGACUGUUGACGAAGGCGUAGAUAUCACUAAAACUGGAGAUCGCGGUGUGUUGAAGAGAAUCAUCAAGGAGGGUACAGGAACAGAUACUCCUAACCCUGGAUGUCAGGUCACUGUUCAUUACACAGGAACACUCCUGGAUGGCACCAAGUUCGACUCCAGCAGAGAUAGAAACGAGCCAUUUGAAUUCAACCUAGGCAAAGGUUCAGUCAUAAAAGCAUGGGAUAUAGGAGUAGCGACAAUGAAGAAAGGAGAGGUGUGCGUGUUGACCUGCGCACCUAUGUACGCCUAUGGGGCUGCUGGCAGUCCUCCCAAAAUCCCACCAAACUCCACUCUUCAGUUCGAGAUCGAGAUGAUAGACUGGAAGGUGGAGGACCUGUCUCCUGGCAAGAACAAGGGCAUCCUGCGUCACAUCAUCGAGCAGGGAGCUGGCAAUGACGCUCCCAAUGACGGCGCCAUGGUUACAGUUGAGCUGGAAGGUAGACUGCAGGCCGAUGGAAAGGUGUUCGAUACAAGAACAGUCACAUUCCCUCUCGGAGAAGGCAGUGAACAUAAAGUAUGCGAGGGUGUCGAAAGAGCUCUAGAGAAAUUCGCGCAAGGAGAGAAGUCCAGGCUCACCAUACAGCCUAAAUAUGCCUUCAAAUCAGAAGGAAACGCUGAAUUAGGUGUCCCACCUAACUCUGUGGUAGAAUACAUAGUGAAAUUGAAUAGUUUUGAGAAAACCAAAGAGGUAUGGUCCAUGGAUGGGCCGGAGAAGAUUGAGCAGGCGAAGAUGUUCAAGGAGAAGGGAACCAACUACUUUAAGGGAAGCAAAUUCCAGCUGGCCAUCAAGAUGUAUAAGCGAGUUGUUACGUUAGUUGAAGACAUGCUAGAAGACACAAGUGAGACAGAAGAAAGCAGAAACCAGGCGAAGGAGCUCCUUCUAUCAGCACACUUGAACCUCUCUUUGGUCUACUUGAAGGUCACACCAGCUCACCACUUUGAGGCUAAGGAGCAUGCUCUAAAGGCCUUGAAGUUGGACGAGAACAAUGUCAAGGGUCUCUUCCGGAAAGGCCAGGCUCUGUUGGGACUUGGUGAAGCUGAAUUAGCUAUUAAGGACUUCGAGAAGGUUGUGCAGGCUGAACCACAGAAUAAGGCUGCCGCUAACCAGAUAAUCGUAUGCAAGACAGCGAUCGCGAAACAAAAGCAAAAGGAGAAGCAGCUCUACGCCAACAUGUUCGAGAAGUUCGCUAAAUACGACACGGAGGUGGAGAAGCAGAGAGCUAAAGAUGAGAUAGACGUAAUAGGUGAGAAGGUAGGAGAGUGGGGCGCCGGCGAGGGAGAGUGGACUGACCAGCAACGGCUGAGAAAACCCACUGAGUUUGAGAAGGAGAACCCCAACAUCCUACUGUUAGACAAGGACGGACAGUUUGAGAACAUGUGA